This is a messenger RNA of Eurypyga helias (sunbittern), 466 nucleotides long. Its product is annotated as spliceosome-associated protein CWC15 homolog. Gene Ontology annotation, molecular function: RNA binding. The record is from RefSeq and is a predicted model, not a curated record. Gene Ontology annotation, biological process: mRNA cis splicing, via spliceosome. The transcript has 3 exons. The annotation marks the transcript as partial. Gene Ontology annotation, cellular component: catalytic step 2 spliceosome. Lineage: Eukaryota; Metazoa; Chordata; Aves; Eurypygiformes; Eurypygidae.
AUCGGUGCUCUGCAGUCUGAGAGCCGCUGGUGGGAACACGGCAGCGACGGCAGCAAGUCAGCUUUCACUGCUGUUGGCUCCCCCGUGUUACAGGGAGAGAAGAUGGAACAAGAGCAAAAGGCUGAAGAAGAAAGAAUUCGGAUGGAGAACAUUCUGAGUGGUAACCCGCUGCUCAACCUUACCGGCCCAGCACAGCCUCAAGCAAACUUCAAAGUGAAGAGGAGAUGGGAUGAUGAUGUCGUCUUCAAGAAUUGUGCCAAGGGGAUAGACGAAACAAAAAAGGACAAAAGAUUCGUGAAUGAUACUCUGCGAUCAGAAUUUCACAAGAAGUUCAUGGAAAAAUACAUCAAGUAGUACAGUUUUAUGUGCGGCAGUGCUGGAGGACUUGGAAAGUCGUGGUUGUUCCCUCCCUCUCCCUCAGAAUUCAAGGUGGAAUAUUUGGUCAUGAAUUUCCAAGUGCUUUUCC